AAGAAAUCUUGAAGCACGUAGCACGCUCAAUGCCCAGGCCAAAACUGACGCAAAGAAAUGCUUUUGGGUCAGAGAGAGCUAUCGGUCCCCUCAUCCCAGCCCCGCGAACUACUUUGCGACCGCAAAGGGGCAACGGGAAUUCCAAUAAUGGCAAAUUACUCCUCCUCCUCCUCCUCCUCUUGUUAUCCGAUCCUCUGCGCUUCUUUCAAUCAGGACACGAGUUGCUUUGCAAUAGGGACGAGGGAUGGAUUCAAGAUAUUUGAUUCUCAUACGGGGAGACUCUGUUAUGAGCGAGCUAUUGGAGCUUUCAUCAUUGUCGAAAUGCUAUUCAGCUCAAGUCUUCUUGCCAUCGUUGGGGCCGGUGAACAGCCAUCUUUAUCUCCACGUCGUUUAUGUUUGUUCAAUACUACAACUGGAACUGCUCUCCGAGAACUGAAUUUCUUAACAUCACUUCUUGCUGUACGCCUGAAUAGGAAAAGACUUAUUGUUGUUUUGCAAGAAAAGGCAUACAUAUAUGACUUAAACAGUCUUGCUAUCCUAGAUACGAUCGAUACUGUACCCAAUUCAAAAGGACUUUGUGCUUUCUCCCCUAGUUUGGAUGGUUGCUUUUUGGCUCUUCCAGCGAGCUCUACCGAGGGAUCUGUUCUAGUGUACAAUGUUAUGGAGCUUCAUUCACAUUGUGAGAUACAUGCUCAUCGCUCGCCAUUGGCUGCAGUAGUCCUUUCUACAAAUGGGAUGUACAUAGCAACAGCAUCUGAACAGGGAACUGUAAUUAGAGUUCAUUUGGUUUCAGAAGCAACUAAGUCGUAUAGCUUCCGCAGGGGUACAUACCCUUCAACUAUAUUUUCAUUGUCAUUUGGGUCAUCCAUGCAAUUUCCAGAUAUUCUUCUAGGCACAAGCUCUUCAGGUUCUGUUCAUGUUUUUUCACUGGGAUUUACUAUAAAUCAAAGAAGCAGAAGAUCAGGUAAUUUUCUUGCAUCAAUCAUGCCUGGAUCAGUAAAUGAUGCAUUGGAUCUGACUCAUCAUCAUGUGCUUCAUAAUGCUGUUCCAGCAGAAGUCAAAAGCUAUGCAGUCAUUCACAAAGUGACCAAAGAUUCUGACACAUCCACAUCUGGAUCUGGUACUUGUAGAGCCAGUAUAUACAUAAUCACCUAUAAUGGCUACUUCUUGGAGUACAGCUUCCUUGUCAACCAUCAAAACGAGUCCUCGUGGAGUUUGGAGCGUGAAUUCAAUCUUUUAGGAGUGAUCCCAGGUAAUGCCAGCAAUUCAUGAACACGAUCCUGCAUUUCGCGCCUGUCCCGAUUUCCCCGUCCAUUGAAGUGUGUGAUUAUAAUUCACAAGUUGCUAGAUCAAUGAAGAAUACCAUUUAGCUGGCUUUUAAGUUCUCGUUUGUUCAACCCCUUCUCUGUACAAUUGCUGACUUUUUACGGCAUGUGUUGGUUUGUGCAAUGAAACAAGGUAGAAAAGAAUGGAAUACAAUUUGAAUAAAGAGUAAUCAAAUCAAGAGAUAAAAUUUUAUUUUGUUC
Messenger RNA from Malania oleifera, 1526 nucleotides. RefSeq names its product autophagy-related protein 18b. The record is from RefSeq and is a predicted model, not a curated record. The coding region runs from base 58 to 1272 and encodes 404 amino acids. The transcript has 11 exons. Gene Ontology annotation, biological process: autophagy of mitochondrion; nucleophagy; protein lipidation. NCBI's taxonomy places the organism in Eukaryota, Viridiplantae, Streptophyta, Magnoliopsida, Santalales, Ximeniaceae. Gene Ontology annotation, molecular function: phosphatidylinositol-3,5-bisphosphate binding; phosphatidylinositol-3-phosphate binding; protein binding. Gene Ontology annotation, cellular component: extrinsic component of membrane; cytosol; phagophore assembly site membrane.